AUGGAUUAUAGAGACGAAGAAGCACUUGUACGGACGUCUUUCGAAAACGCCAGGAACAAUGGAAACCUUUCACCUCGCGGCAACAGGUCAAGGUCAUCAACACCGCCGUGGGAUCAAGACAACACCCUCACAAUGCCUCCAAAGACCAUUAUACUCGGGGUCUGGCCACAUGCACGCAGUGAUCACAUCGAAUACUAUGUUCGAGGCUAUGAGUCGUUGUACCCCACUGCGAAGUUACUACUCUUGCAACACUCACGGACCUCAACGAAGCAUAUCGAAACCGUGGUGUCGACCUUGAUCUGCGACGAAGAGAAGCAGCGUCUUCCAUUUCAGCAACCAAGUGUCCUUGUGCACUUAUUCGGAGACGAUGCAGCUGCCCAAGUAUGCCGUCUACUACGAUCAUAUCGCAUGCGAACAGCUCAAACCCUGGAUGUCAAAUCUAUCAUCCUGGACUCGACGCCUGUCAUUGUCGCGCCUGACCAUCAAAUUCUCCGGCGAUCACCUGUACAACUUUUGGUGUUUAUUUGGAUCCUCAUCACAUCGGUCUUCUGGGGAGUUAAUUCAACCAUGAGUCUCCUGUUCUCAGGUUCGAACGGCACGGAUGUCAGAGGGGAUCUUCACGACCCCGAUCUACUGCCAGCUACUGCCAAGAAAUGCUACAUUUUCCCAGAGAACGACCUGAUGUUUGCAUGGGACAGUCCUUCUAUCGAUGACCCACAAUGUCACCGACACGACUUCCGGAUCCGAAGGAACAGCAUUGAUCACAAGCAACACUGGACUAGCAACCAAGAACGAUAUUGGCUUGGUGUCGAAAACGCCUGGGAUGGGCGGUGA
Molecule: messenger RNA, 834 nt
Organism: Fulvia fulva
Lineage: Eukaryota; Fungi; Ascomycota; Dothideomycetes; Mycosphaerellales; Mycosphaerellaceae
Exons: 1
Coding region: 1-834 (277 amino acids)
Source: RefSeq, a predicted model, not a curated record